CGAUACUGCAGGACGCGUUGCUGCAGUUGUUUCACAGGACUUGUCUGUCAUCCAUCCAAAAGGCUGCCACGGGAAAAACAGUACAUCGCACACCCGCCUGUGCAGGCCGUGUUGCUUCAGUCGUUGCGCUUCUGAGUGUGGGAAUCAUCCAUUUCACUGGGCAGCCACUAGAACAACAGCACAUCGCAACAGUCCCUGGCAG
Molecule: messenger RNA, 202 nt
Organism: Closterium sp. Naga37s-1
Lineage: Eukaryota; Viridiplantae; Streptophyta; Zygnematophyceae; Desmidiales; Closteriaceae
Source: the annotation of a GenBank genome assembly